AGAGAGAGAGAGAGAGAGAGAGAGAGAGAACACUGCUAUUAAUCUGAGAGACGCACUCUUCUAGUACAGCGUCAGUCUGCUUCAGUCACGUUUGCCUUUACAUCACACGGACUUCGCAACCAGACUCUAUACAGUUCGACACAUCUGCAAGACUAUAAAGCUAGCUAUCUCCAGGUCUCUCCUCUCCCGGUCAGGAUGUUGGUCAUUCUUGCUUUGAUUAUCCUCUUCCACGUGGUCUCAGCUGUCCUGCUUUUCAUCUCCACGAUAAACAAUGCUUGGUGGACAUUGGGUGAGAUCUCUGUAGAUCUGUGGCAGAUGUGCAAUGGGACCAACCCUUGCACAGCAACAAAUGCCAAAGCCUAUGAGGGCUUUGUUCAGACUGUCCAGGCCUCCAUGAUUCUGUCCACCAUUCUGUGCUGUGUCGGGUUCUUUGUGUUCAUCCUCCAGCUCUUCCGUCUGAAGCAGGGAGAGCGAUUUGUCUUCACGGCCAUCAUCCAGCUCCUGUCCUGUCUCUGUGUCAUGACUGGAGCUUCAAUUUACACUGCUGAGCAUUUGAACUUCCACAGUGACUUGAAAGAUGGGGAGUAUGGAUCUUCCUUCAUUUUAGCCUGGCUCGCCUUCCCUUUCACCCUGUUCAGCGGGCUGAUGUAUCUAGUGCUGCGGAAACGCAAAUAAACAAGCGCAGCCACGCCCUCCCACCAGGAACAACCAAUCACAACUAGCAGAGGCCAAAGCCAAAUACAUACAUUUUGUAUAUAAUAGUUAUUAGUUUUUUUUUUUUUUUUUUUUUUUUUUUACUAUUGAAGAUACAUUCAUUGACAGAAAAUAAAUAUUAAGACUGCAAAAAACAUCUAUCUCUAUAUUCACAAUAGCAUACUGGAAUUAUAUAUAUAGAUAUAGCAAUACUGUAUUUGGAUUUACAUUAAAAAAAAAAAAAAAUGUAUUGUUUAACUAGACCCUUCAUUGAACCGAGCAUUUGCUUAAUUAGACCUUUUGAAUUGUUCACAGCUCCUAAAAAGUUGCAGAGUCCCAAGUUACUGAAAUCUGUAACUGUUUAAGAGCUGAAAACAAUUAAAAAUGUCUAAUUAAGCAAAUGAUCGGUUCAAUGAAGUGUCUAGUUAAGUAAUUGAGAGCUCAGCUGGAAUGAAAACCAGCAGGCACAGGGGGUCCCCAGUUGAUCAGUCAGUCUUAAUGACGCUCAGUUGAAGUGUUAAGCAGUCACAUUCACCAACCAGACAGUAAUUCUAUCACUGGACCGGUCAGCUCUGCUUUUAUUGGAAAGCGUUUUGAUCUCAACCCGGUCUUGAUUAUAUUAAAAGGCCACAAGCAAACAAAAACAAAAGACUUACUUGAAAAUGUUCUUUGUCAACGUUGUUGUUGUUUUUUUUUGUUGUUGCAAUGUUAAUGUGCAGUUUUACCGAGUUAGCAAACAGCUGGCAGGAUUGCCCCAUCAGGGUCCAUCUCUACCUCUGUCAUGUCACACAGCAGGAUGGGUCAGCUGUUUAUUUAAUUCUACAAUGCGGUUGCUUUGCCGUGGCUGUAUUUGAAAUAAAGCCCAGUGCUUUGAAAAUGAAAACUCAUUCAGAAGCCAAGAGCUUCAUGUUAAACUAAUACAAAUCCACUUUGUGCAGUGCUCCCUACAGACUGGCCUGCUUAUUCAUUAAAAUUAUUCCAUGGAACCUAGCAAUACUUUGCAAUCUUUUAUUACAGUGGUUAUUGGAGUCCAAGUAUGGAACAAAAAAAAAAAAUUUAACUUAAAAAAAUAAUAGUGUAAUAAUCAACACACUGGAAACAUCCUUGUUUUCAUUGGUUUGAAAAGACGAUUGCAGAUAAGAGGCAGACGGAACCUUGACCUUUUCUCUGUCUCAAUACAUAAGAA
Acipenser ruthenus (sterlet) is the source of this 1879-nucleotide messenger RNA. Its product is annotated as epithelial membrane protein 2-like. The coding region runs from base 196 to 675 and encodes 159 amino acids. Gene Ontology annotation, cellular component: plasma membrane. The transcript has 5 exons. The record is from RefSeq and is a predicted model, not a curated record. Lineage: Eukaryota; Metazoa; Chordata; Actinopteri; Acipenseriformes; Acipenseridae.